This is a messenger RNA of Paramisgurnus dabryanus, 1437 nucleotides long. RefSeq lists its product as uncharacterized. Gene Ontology annotation, biological process: DNA integration. Gene Ontology annotation, molecular function: nucleic acid binding. The record is from RefSeq and is a predicted model, not a curated record. Lineage: Eukaryota; Metazoa; Chordata; Actinopteri; Cypriniformes; Cobitidae.
GCAGGUUUUUGGAUUUUGGGAGCCAAAAGGAGCAUAUCUUCUCUUAUCUUUGGAUGUGUAGUUUGCCGAAGACUACGAGGAAAGAGUGAAGUACAAAAGAUGGCUGAUUUACCAGUGGACAGGGUCAGUACCGAGCCCCCCUUUACCUAUGUAGGCACUGAUGUAUUUGGGCCUUGGACCAUCUCAGCCCGCCGCACAAGAGGUGGACAUGUGAACAGCAAAAGAUGGGCGGUGCUGUUCACCUGUUUAGCCAUCAGAGCUGUCCAUAUCGAAGUAGUGGAGUCUAUGGACACAUCUUGUUUCAUAAAUGCCAUGAGACGCUUCAUUGCCAUUCGUGGUCCCAUCAAGCAGAUGCGAUCUGAUCGAGGGACCAAUUUUGUAGGGGCAUGCAGAGAACUGGGCAUUCCUUCUAACUUGGAUGAGGCAAAGGUGUCAAGGUUUCUUGCCGAACAAGGGUGUUCUUGGAUCUUCAAUCCACCCCACGCUUCGCACAUGGGCGGAGCGUGGGAGCGCAUGAUAGGUAUAACCCGUAAGAUCUUAGACUCCAUGAUGCUUCAGCUGGGUCCGUCUAAAAUUACUCAUGAAGUUCUUACAACAUUCUUGGCAGAGGUGACAGCGAUAAUAAACUCCAGACCGCUGAUUCCUGUAUCUGUGGAUCCCGAGGACCCCCUUAUACUUACUCCUGCAACAUUACUUACUCAGAAGUAUGGUUCUUGUCCAAAUGUCGAGCUUGAUCAUACUGACCUCUACAGACGACAGUGGAAACGAGUCCAAAACCUAGCAUCUACCUUCUGGGACAGGUGGCGGAAGCAGUAUCUCUCCACACUGCAACCCAGGAAAAAGUGGCAAUUCAAAAAUCAAGACAUCACAACGGGUAGUGUUGUCCUAAUGAAAGACAGUCAGUCUAAACGCAACCAGUGGCCUUUGGGACGCAUCACUAAAGUGUUGCCUAGUGGAGAUGGAAGGGUACGAAAGGUCGAAAUCAAAAUUGUCAAUAAGGGAGAACCAAAGGUUUUUGUCAGACCUAUAACUGAAGUGGUAAUGCUCAUUCCUUUCAAUUAAUUCAGUGACUGGUUCAGUGUUUUGUUUACAAUGAGUCGUGGUAUCUAGUGAUACCAGGCGGGGAGUGUGUUGAUAUGUGAUAGAAAUAAUGUGUGCUGGCUCCUUUAAGAGACUGUCACUUAAUGAUGAUGUCAUCAGUGUCAGACUAGUUCUAGUUUGUUGUUUAUAGGAAGCCAUCAAGCCCUCAUGGUAGCUCUGCUAAUCUUAAUUCAUCUGCUACAUUUCAUGUCCUUUCGAAGGCAUUGUUGUUUUACCCUACUUCCAGUCAGCCAUUAAACAAAGUGAAUUUGAUGUCUGCUUCAAUGUGGUGAUUGGUAGAGGAGUUGUCUGUCUGUCAACUGAUGCAAGGCGUAUUAGGGUGGCAGAAUAGUAGGA